AUGAAUAAUAAGACUCCGCCAAAGUUAGGUGCUGAUGAAUCAUUGGAAGUAAUCAGUGGAAAAAGUGUGAUAUUGAAUUGUGAUUUGGUGGAACAGGAGGGAAUCAAAUCAACCAUUUCAUGGCUUAUGAAUGGUUUUGAAAUGUUACCAACAAAUGCACAAAUCGUUUUAAAUGGACGCCGCAUGUACAUUAAUGAAGCAACGAUUCUUAAUGAGGGCAUAUAUCAGUGUCGAGCGAGGAAUAGCGCCGGUGAAAGCACUAAAAAUUUCGCAUUAAACGUUUUAGUACCACCAACUUUUCGUGAUAAAAAAUACGAAACAAACAUUCAAGUGACAUCGGGGAUGGCAUUAUCAUUGAUAUGUUAUGUGGAUGGUCAUCCAUUACCAAAUGUCCAGUGGCUACAUAAUGGUCAAAUGCUAAAUGAAAAUCAUACUUCAAUGAGUGAUCGAAAUCAAAAAUUAGUUGUACAACAUAAUGAUUAUGCUAAUCAUAGAUAUACAUGUAUUGCAAGUAAUAAAGCUGGCAAUAUAUCACGUGAAUUUCUUGUUCAGAUGAUAGUUCCUCCAGCAAUUAUCAAUUCUGAUAAUUAUUCGUCAGUUGAAGUUGUCGAAGGAAAUGCGAUAACAUUAGAGUGUCCACUGGUCAUACCAAUUAAUAUCGUUGAUAUAGAAUGGUUUAAAAAUGGUCGUCCAAUAACGUCGAAUGAUGCAAAAAUGCAAAUUUCAUUGGAUAAAACUCAAUUAGUAAUUGCCGGUAUUCAAAAAGAAGCUGAAGGUAUGUAUACUUGUGUAGCAAGAAAUCCAGCUGGUCAAGCAACACGAGAAUUUGAUGUUUCAGUCAUUGUUCCUCCAAGUAUUAUUGGUAAGGCAGUUGAAUAUAUUUCAAUUGUGGAAGAUGAAUCAUUAGAACUUGAAUGUGAUUUUGAAGCAGACCCCAUUCCAGAAAUGUACUGGUUUAAAGAUGGUGCUAAUAUUGAUGAUAGUGUACAGCUUUUAAAUGAGAAAAGAACUGCAUUAGUAUUAUCAGUGAAUUCUAAUAGUGCUGGAAGUUAUCGUUGUGGAAUUAUCAAUAAAGCUGGUCGUGCCGAGAAAACAUUUAAUGUGCAUGUUAUUAUGAAACCUGAAAUGGAAAAUGCUAAUGUAACAGCAUUAAUUGAAACACUUGCACAUCAACCAAUAAGCCUUGAAUGCCCAUUAAUGAUCACUUCCGAUGUUAAUAUCUCAUGGACUAAAAACUCUAUCCCAUUGAUUCCUAAUAAUAAUGAUAUACAGAUUUUAAAUAGUGGACGACAGCUUGUUAUCUCUGAUGUUCAAUCGGAUGAUCAAGCAACGUACAGUUGUGUGGCACGUAAUAAAGCUGGUGAAGCAAGCAAAAAUUAUAGAUUAUCAGUAAUUGCUCCACCAACAAUUACUAGCAUAGGUGGAUUGUAUAAAGUAAUUGAAAAUAAUUCGUUGGUUUUACCAUGUGAAGUUGAAGGCGAGCCAUAUCCAACAAUCACUUGGAUAAAGGAUGGUAAGUCAGCACUGGAAUUAAUUUCAGUAGAGGCACUUUCAGACGGACAACAGCUUAGAAUUGCACAAGCCAGUGUGGAACAUCGUGGAUCUUACGUGUGUUUAGCGCGAAAUAAAGUUGGCCAAGCGGAAAUUAGCUUCGAUGUAGAUGUCAUAACUCUUCCGGCAAUAGCUGAAGGAGUGAAGAAAAUAAUUGAAGUGAUACGGAAUGAUUCGACUGUAAUUCAUUGUCCAAUAAUUGACAAAAGAUUUUCCGGUGAAGUAACUUGGCUAAAAGAUAAUCAACCAAUGAAAAUUGAUGGUCAGAAAUAUGCAAUAUCACAGCUAAGUCGUAAACUUCACAUUAAUCAAGCUCAUCUACCUGAUGAAGGAAGAUACAGUUGUCGUGUCCGGAAUGAUGCCGGUGAAUCAAGAGUCGACUAUAAAUUAAACAUUCUACUUCCACCAGAAAUAUUAAUUCUAGAUAAGGACAAGAACAGAACUGUAGUCGAAAACAGUGCAAUUUCAUUAAGUUGCCCGGUAACUGGUAAACCGGAACCGAUAGUAGAAUGGUUUAAAGAUGGUGAGCUCCUUACAUCAAUUAACAUUACAAAACGAAUUGAUACAGGACAUAUAAAAGGCAAUGAUCUAAAAAUCACGAAUGUAAAAGUUAUAAAUUCAGGCCGUUAUACAUGUGAAGCACGAAAUAAGGCUGGAAUGAUAGAACAAGACAUUUUAUUAUAUGUUAUGACACCACCAAAAAUAGAAAGCGAGGCGAUACGUACCGAAAUCAGCGGUAAAUCACAAAGCGCUUUGACAAUUAAUUGUCCUGCAUAUGGUCGUCCAACGCCAACAGUAGCAUGGUUAAAGGAUGAUAAACCAUUUUAUCAUGAUUCUGAUGUUUAUUUAUCAGCUAACGGAAGGAAAUUACAUUUUUUAAAUUUAAAAAAGGAUGAUGUUGAUCGUUACACUUGCAUUGCACGAAAUCCAGCUGGCGAGGAAAAGCGUGAUUUCAUCGUGAAAUUAUUAGAAGCACCAACAAUUGAAGGACCAAAUAUUUUACAUCGUAUGCAGGUGAAUGCAGGUCGAACAGCAAUUAUUAAUUGCCCAGUAUUCGGCAGCCCUGAACCAUCAAUAGUAUGGCUUAAAAAUGGACAAGCAUUAGAGAAUGAUAAACAUUUUGCUAUCUUAAAUGGUGGACGGCAACUUGAAAUAAGCGAUACUUCUAUGGCUGAUGAUGCAAGAUAUACAUGUAUAGCAACAAAUGAUAUUGGUUUAGCUGAUUUGGAAACUUAUCUUCAAGUUAUGAGAAGCCCAGUGAUAGCUGGGGACAAGCAGGAAGUAGUUGAGGUAUUUGUUAAUGAAGCAAAAGAUUUGUUUUGUGAUGUUUCGGGCACCGAACCAAUUGAUAUUGAAUGGUUACGUGACGGAAAAGCUAUCGAAUUUGCAAGCGAGUCACGUUCUACAAUCAAUAGUUACCUUCAGGUUUCCUCUCGUGGUCGAAUUUUGCACAUUCUAUUGGCGCAGAUCACGGAUACUGCUCGAUACAUGUGUGUUGCACAGAAUACUGCGGGUGAAGCUAAGAAAAUAUAUGAUUUACAUGUUUUGGUUCCACCUAUCAUUAGCGAAACCUCUUCCUCACCUCCGUUGCAAACAGUAAUUCCCGGGACCGGCUUUUCUUUGGAAUGUGUAGUUCAGGCUAUUCCGGAUGCACAAAUUAUAUGGACAAGAAAUAAUCUAUUAAUUAAACCGGAUUAUCAUUCAGUAUUUCUCAAUAAUAAUCAAACAUUAUGGAUAAAUAUUGCACGUGAUGGCAUAGAUGGACGUUAUACUUGUACGGCAACAAAUAAAAUUGGUCAAGCAAGUCGUGAUUUUAUCAUCAAACUUACUGUUCCACCAAUUGUUGAUCGGGUUAUUCAAGAAAUCGAGGUAGUGGUAGGUGAAUUUGUCAUUUUGACUUGCAAUGCACUUAGUGGUAGUGGAAAAAUAGCAACAAAAUGGAUUAUUGAUGGACGAAAAGUGAAAAACGGGCGAAUCAAUCCAAAUAUUUUAGUGGAUGAUCGACGAAUCGAAAUUCGAAAUGCACGUUUGAGUGAUUCGGGUAAUUAUAUUUGUGUCGUUGAAAAUGAAGCAGGAGAAGCAAGAAAAACAUAUCAGCUUACUGUAAAUGAGCCGCCGCGUUUUUUGGAUAUGACCAAUUUAAAUCCAUCAAUUAUUGUUGGGAGACCGUUAUUAUUGGACUGUUCCGUAACCGGUACGCCAAAACCGGUACUCAUCUGGACAAAGGUUAGUUAA
Brugia malayi is the source of this 3786-nucleotide messenger RNA. RefSeq names its product Immunoglobulin I-set domain containing protein. Gene Ontology annotation, molecular function: axon guidance receptor activity. The record is from RefSeq and is a predicted model, not a curated record. The coding region runs from base 1 to 3786 and encodes 1261 amino acids. Gene Ontology annotation, biological process: synapse organization; homophilic cell-cell adhesion. Gene Ontology annotation, cellular component: axon; neuronal cell body; plasma membrane. Lineage: Eukaryota; Metazoa; Nematoda; Chromadorea; Rhabditida; Onchocercidae. The transcript has 29 exons.